Molecule: messenger RNA, 3693 nt
Organism: Varanus komodoensis (Komodo dragon)
Lineage: Eukaryota; Metazoa; Chordata; Lepidosauria; Squamata; Varanidae
Gene: LIMD1
Product: LIM domain containing 1
Exons: 9
Coding region: 479-2587 (702 amino acids)
Biological process (GO): negative regulation of hippo signaling; response to hypoxia; regulation of DNA-templated transcription
Cellular component (GO): nucleus; P-body; adherens junction
Molecular function (GO): transcription corepressor activity
Source: RefSeq, a predicted model, not a curated record
GAAGGAGAGGGACAGUAGAGCGAGCGAGAGAGGAAGGGAAGAAGAGGCGGAGGCGGCCGAAGUGCCUCAACGGCCCGGAGCCUGGGCUCGGACGGGGUGGCUGGGAAGAAAAGUGGCCAAAGACUUCCGACGUUCACCUAAGUGAAGUCUGUAAUAACUGAAGAAAUGUUUCUGGUAGCCUUCCAUUUCUUAACAAAUUGGAAGCACAACAAAGUUGGACGUUAAAUGUACUUGGAAUACAGACUGUGCUGAGGAAGAUAGAAGUGUUUUUAAAACAACUUUUGGGUUAUAAAGCUUCCUGUUUUUUUUAAUUACGGUUAUUAAUUACAUAUUAUGUGGGAUUUUUAAAGGCAGUUUUAAAUAACUCCAUUGGUUACAGAGUGGAAAUCGUGAGUUUUACAAAGUUGAGAAUCUUCAUUACUUAAAAUCUCACCAUCUUAUUUUUUUUCCUCCCUCUUGGAAAGCAGUUGAAAAAAAAAUGGAUAAAUAUGAUAAUUUGGGUUUGGAAGCAAGUAAAUUUAUAGAAGAUCUUAAUAUGUAUGAAGCCUCCAAAGAUGGGCUUUUCCGAGUAGACAAAGCAGUAGGGAAUAACCCAGAAUUUGAAGAAACCAGAAAGGUUUUUGCUACAAAAAUGGCCAAAAUUCACCUGCAGAAACAGCGAGAACAAGAGGAGUUGAUGAAAGCAGCCCCAGGGGCCCCAAAUGGUGGGAUUGGUUUUGGUACUCAGCAUCAAAUUCCAGGCCAUCCUAUAGCCAGAGGUGCUGUAGGAACAAACAAACUGCAUUCAGGAGAAAACACAGCAAAGCCUCCUUUGGCUAUAUCAACAGUGUGUGCAGGCCAUCAGCUUGCCUUCCCAAACCAGCCCCAGGGUAAUACUGAUGGAGAGCAAGCAAAGUUAUAUCAAGAUGACAGGAGAGCCAGUGGUGACUAUGAAUACAGUGCAAGUCCAGAAACAUCUAGAAGGCAUGGUAAUCACAGAGGAGGACAAGUGAAUACAUGUAGUUCCAAGACAUCUUUUUCUUCCCUUUCCCGUGAAGAGCCCAAUGACACUGAUAAUCGGACAGGUAUGCAAGGUUGGGCGAGAGAUGUGGGUAAGUUUUCAGGCCUGAAACCCACUGUGAGCUCUCAUUUAUGGUCAAACUUCAGUCACGAUGAGUCGUUACAGAGAAGUCCUACUAAAACCCAGGCAGAUCUCCAUCCAUAUCAGCAGCUUCCGAACUCCUGCAGGUCUUCAGAAAGUGGGUAUGGAAGUCAGGAAAGUGGAGGGGAAGGUCCUGGACUUAGUCAAAGCUAUGACCAAAACCCAGCUUUCCAGAGAUCAUCGCCUUUCUCACAUACCUGUGCUCAUUUGCCCUCUUCUGUAGGGUUUAGUGAGGAAUUGCCUGUGGGGUAUUCACAGCAUAGAUCUUCUUCAUUUUCUGCUCCAUCAGCACACCCAUCUCAGGCACUUUUGAAUCAGUCUGAUAACAUUAAUCCAAACUGUGGCACAGAGAUGUGGGCUUCUGGUGCCCCAAAUAAAAGUAUUGGAGCCAAGUCAUCAAGACCUAAUGAUAGCAUUCAGUCUUCUAUUUCUGCUUCACUUCCUUCUCCACUACCUCCAAAUGUAGACUACCAGCAGACUAACACUCAUACAAAGCCUACAGGUCAUUUUGUAAUUCAUGGUCAAAAUCAGAGGAUUAAUUGUGCUGCAUCUGGCAUGAGUCCUGAGCAGAAUUCCAUCGGUGCACUAUCUCAUGGACCAAUGAUUUCUGAUGUUCCAAAAUCUCCUUUUAAAGAGGGCAUUACCAUUCCGCAGCAUGAUUCCAGUCACCAAGAAACCUCCACUCCUGCAAAAAUAAAACUACCCUGUCAGACACUCCUUCCACAGCAAGAACAAGGGCCAUCCACUGCUGAAUUAAAAUUAGAAGCUCUUACCCAGCGCCUAGAACAGGAGAUGGAUGCUUGUCCAAAGGCUGACUAUUUUGGAACCUGUGUGAAGUGCAGUAAAGGUGUAUAUGGUGCAAACCAGGCUUGCCAAGCAAUGGGGAAUCUCUACCACGAUGGAUGCUUUACCUGUGGAGCAUGUAGUCGAAAGCUGAGAGGGAAAGCCUUUUAUUUUGUUAAUGGGAAGGUAUUUUGUGAAGAAGACUUUCUGUAUUCAGGUUUCCAGCAGUCAGCUGAUAGAUGUUUCAUAUGUGGCCAUUUGAUCAUGGACAUGAUUUUGCAGGCUUUGGGGAAGUCAUACCAUCCUGGCUGCUUCCGUUGUGUGAUAUGUAAUGAAUGUCUGGAUGGAGUGCCGUUCACAGUAGACAAUGAGAAUAAAAUCUACUGUGUCCGAGAUUACCACAAGGUCUUGGCACCAAAGUGUGCAGCUUGUGGGCUCCCCAUUCUCCCAAGUGAAGGAUCUGAUGAGACCAUCCGUGUUGUGUCAAUGGACAAGGAUUACCAUGUGGAGUGUUACCGCUGUGAGGACUGUAGCAUGGAACUCAAUGAUGAAGACGGACAUCAUUGUUACCCACUGGAUGAACAUUUGCUUUGCCAUUCGUGUCAUCUUAAACAUAUAGAGAAAGGCACAAGUCCUGGCGCCGCAUACCGACAUCACUACUAGUCAGCACUGCUAACCUUCCUAGAGGAAAUACAGCGGUUUCUUUUAGGUGCUUAUUUCUCUCAGAUGGCCAUCUGCAGUAUGAGAAUGAAGAAAGAGGCUUUUUGUGCCCCGUGCAUUGCAUGCAAAGGUAUUCUUUGGAAAGGAUGUGGUUGGCAAACACAUGCAGUAUUAUCCAAAGGGAUUUGUGGCCUAUGUACCCCUUUGUUGGAUGAAGUGGAAGGGACAGUUUGCUUUGUUCUGAUCGAUUUCAGAACAAAGAACCAUCUAAUGGAUUCCCUGUAGUACCACAUGUAAAGACAUACAUGACUAUCUAAUCUAGUGGCCUCUCUUUUUUAUAGUUCUAAUGUGCCAGCCGUGGAAACACACUUUCAGUCUCACCAGCCACUCAAGUUUUCUUGUUCUAGAUAUAUAUUGUGCCUCCCAUUGUGGAAACGUAUUAUAAGUGAGCUCUUGAGUUUUUAGUGAUCAUGGUGACUGAGACAGAAACAGAUCUGUUUUUUUUCUCUGUAAAAAAAAAUUUUAAUCCCUUUUCCCAACUGUUUGACCCUAAUCUUUGAAAAGACAAACACUGAACUUUAUGCCUAGGAGAGCUGGAUCAGGUGUUCUCACUAUUCAUUUAGAAUUCCAGCCCUUUUAUCUAUUUCCAGAGCUCAGGCAUCAGUAUUGAUGUCAAAUAGCUAGUCAGAAUAAGUCAAAAGCACACAUUAAGAGCAUUUAUGCAACUUGCUGUUCUUUUAUAACUCAGCUUAAAGCACUUGAAACAGUUUGAGAUCAGUGUACCAACUUUUUAUGUGUACAGUUUUAAGAUCUAAUCUGUCAGUUACUAUGUGGACUGACAGAAAUGGAUGUGUUUUCAGGAACAGAAUCUUAUACAGCAUGUCUAGAAAGAAUAAAACAACUAUUUUUGUCUUUGAACUCCCAUGCCUUGAAUCAUAGCUUUUGUAAUUGUGUGAUUAAUAAAUGUGAUACAGACUAUUGAAUAUUUGUAUACUUUUAGCUACUAAUUGAAAUAAACUGAAGCAGAUACGUUGUUAAUUUAAAAACAUUGCCCAAGAUAUCAGUGAAGUUUAUUGUGUGCCAAUAAAUUAAUUCUGGAUCAUUUCUAA